Messenger RNA from Zonotrichia albicollis (white-throated sparrow), 7833 nucleotides. The record is from RefSeq and is a predicted model, not a curated record. NCBI's taxonomy places the organism in Eukaryota, Metazoa, Chordata, Aves, Passeriformes, Passerellidae.
CCUCUCUUUUGCUUUGGAUGCAGCAGGGGAGCUGAACAUCCGCAGCCAUGACGACUCACGUCACGCUCGAGGAUGCCUUGUCCAACGUGGACUUGCUGGAGGAGCUGCCCCUGCCAGACCAGCAGCCAUGCAUCGAGCCUCCUCCCUCCUCCAUCAUGUACCAGGCCAAUUUUGACACCAACUUUGAGGACAGGAACGCCUUUGUGACAGGCAUUGCCAGGUACAUCGAGCAGGCCACAGUGCACUCCAGCAUGAACGAGAUGCUGGAGGAAGGGCACGAGUACGCCGUGAUGCUCUACACGUGGAGGAGCUGCUCACGAGCCAUCCCUCAGGUGAAAUGUAAUGAACAGCCAAACCGAGUAGAGAUUUAUGAGAAAACAGUGGAAGUCCUGGAGCCAGAAGUCACCAAGCUUAUGAAGUUCAUGUAUUUUCAGCGCAAGGCCAUCGAGCGCUUCUGCAGCGAGGUGAAGCGCCUGUGCCACGCUGAGAGGAGGAAGGACUUCGUGUCUGAGGCCUAUCUCCUCACUCUGGGCAAGUUCAUCAACAUGUUUGCUGUCCUGGAUGAGCUGAAGAACAUGAAGUGCAGCGUGAAAAAUGAUCAUUCUGCUUACAAAAGAGCUGCCCAGUUCCUGAGGAAGAUGGCAGACCCCCAGUCCAUCCAGGAGUCCCAGAACCUCUCCAUGUUCCUGGCAAACCACAACCGCAUCACUCAGUGUCUGCACCAACAACUGGAGGUUAUCCCUGGCUAUGAGGAGUUGCUGGCUGAUAUUGUCAACAUCUGUGUGGAUUACUAUGAAAACAAGAUGUAUCUCACCCCCAGUGAGAAGCACAUGCUCCUAAAGGUGAUGGGGUUUGGCCUGUAUCUCAUGGAUGGGAACGUCAGCAACAUUUACAAGUUGGAUGCCAAGAAGAGAAUCAACCUUAGCAAAAUAGACAAAUUCUUCAAGCAGCUGCAGGUGGUUCCUUUAUUCGGCGAUAUGCAGAUAGAACUGGCCAGAUACAUUAAGACCAGUGCUCACUAUGAGGAGAACAAAUCCAAGUGGACGUGCACUCAGAGCAGCAUCAGCCCCCAAUACAACAUCUGUGAGCAGAUGGUGCAGAUCCGAGACGACCACAUCCGCUUCAUCUCGGAGCUCGCGCGCUACAGCAACAGCGAGGUGGUCACUGGCUCCGGCCUGGACAGCCAGAAGUCGGAUGAGGAGUACAGGGAGCUCUUUGACCUGGCUCUACGGGGGCUGCAGCUGCUCUCCAAGUGGAGUGCCCAUGUCAUGGAAGUGUACUCUUGGAAGCUGGUUCAUCCCACAGAUAAAUUCUGCAACAAGGAUUGCCCAGGAACAGCUGAAGAGUAUGAGAGAGCCACCCGGUACAACUACACCAGUGAGGAGAAGUUUGCCUUUGUGGAAGUGAUUGCCAUGAUCAAAGGCCUGCAGGUGCUGAUGGGGCGGAUGGAGAGCGUCUUCAACCAGGCCAUCCGCAACACCAUCUAUGCAGCCCUGCAGGACUUCGCCCAGGUGACCCUGAGGGAGCCUCUGCGACAGGCUGUCAGGAAGAAGAAGAAUGUUCUGAUCAGUGUCCUUCAGGCGAUUCGGAAGACCAUCUGUGACUGGGAGGGAGGUCGGGAGCCUCCAAAUGAUCCUUGCCUGAGAGGGGAGAAGGAUCCCAAAGGUGGAUUUGAUAUUAAAGUCCCACGACGAGCAGUAGGACCAUCGAGCACACAGCUUUACAUGGUGAGGACCAUGCUGGAGUCCCUCAUAGCAGACAAGAGUGGCUCAAAGAAGACUCUGAGGAGCAGCUUGGAUGGGCCAAUAGUCUUGGCCAUUGAGGAGUUCCACAAGCAGUCCUUCUUCUUCACCCACCUUCUCAACAUCAGUGAGGCUCUGCAGCAGUGCUGUGACCUGUCCCAGCUGUGGUUCAGGGAGUUCUUCUUGGAGCUGACCAUGGGCCGCCGCAUCCAGUUCCCCAUCGAGAUGUCCAUGCCCUGGAUCCUCACAGACCAUAUUCUGGAAACCAAAGAACCCUCCAUGAUGGAGUAUGUGCUGUACCCCCUGGACCUCUACAAUGACAGUGCAUACUAUGCUUUGACCAAGUUCAAAAAGCAGUUCCUGUAUGAUGAAAUAGAAGCUGAAGUGAAUUUGUGCUUUGAUCAAUUUGUGUACAAGCUGGCAGAUCAGAUCUUUGCCUAUUACAAAGCGAUGGCUGGCAGUGUUUUACUGGACAAACGUUUCCGGGCUGAGUGCAAGAAUUACGGGGUGAUCAUCCCAUACCCCCCCUCCAACCGCUACGAAACGCUGCUCAAGCAGAGGCACGUCCAGCUGCUGGGCAGAUCAAUUGACCUGAACAGGCUCAUUACCCAGCGCAUCUCUGCAGCCAUGUACAAAUCAUUGGACCAGGCCAUCAGCCGCUUUGAGAGCGAGGACCUGACGUCCAUCGUGGAGCUGGAGUGGCUCUUGGAAAUCAAUCGCCUGACGCACAGGCUGCUGUGCAAGCACAUGACCCUGGACAGCUUCGAUGCCAUGUUCCGCGAGGCCAACCACAACGUGUCCGCGCCCUAUGGGCGCAUCACCCUGCACGUCUUCUGGGAGCUCAACUUCGACUUCCUGCCCAACUACUGCUACAACGGAUCCACCAACAGGUUUGUGAGGACAGCCAUCCCCUUCACACAGGAGCCCCAGCGGGACAAGCCAGCCAACGUCCAGCCCUAUUACCUCUACGGGUCCAAGCCUCUCAACAUCGCCUACAGCCACAUCUACAGCUCCUACCGCAACUUCGUGGGGCCGCCGCAUUUCAAGACCAUCUGUCGGCUCCUGGGCUACCAGGGCAUUGCUGUGGUCAUGGAGGAGCUGCUGAAGAUUGUCAAGAGCCUGCUCCAAGGCACCAUCCUGCAGUAUGUGAAGACUCUGAUUGAAGUCAUGCCCAAGAUUUGCCGCUUGCCAAGACAUGAAUAUGGCUCUCCAGGAAUCCUGGAGUUUUUCCACCACCAGCUGAAGGACAUCAUUGAGUAUGCAGAGCUGAAGACUGAUGUGUUCCAGAGCCUCAGAGAAGUGGGCAAUGCCAUUCUCUUCUGCCUCCUUAUCGAGCAGGCUUUGUCCCAGGAAGAAGUUUGUGAUUUGCUGCAUGCUGCUCCCUUCCAAAAUAUUUUGCCCAGGGUCUACAUCAAAGAAGGAGAACGCUUGGAGGUGCGCAUGAAGCGUCUCGAAGCCAAGUAUGCCCCACUCCACCUGGUUCCCCUAAUAGAGAGGCUGGGCACUCCGCAGCAAAUAGCCAUUGCCCGGGAGGGGGACCUGCUGACCAAGGAGCGGCUGUGCUGCGGGCUCUCCAUGUUCGAGGUGAUCCUGACGCGCAUCCGCAGCUACCUGCAGGACCCCAUCUGGCGCGGGCCACCGCCCACCAACGGCGUCAUGCACGUGGACGAGUGCGUGGAGUUCCACCGGCUCUGGAGCGCCAUGCAGUUCGUGUACUGCAUCCCCGUGGGCACCAACGAGUUCACGGCAGAGCAGUGCUUUGGAGAUGGUCUGAACUGGGCAGGUUGCUCUAUCAUUGUUCUCCUUGGACAGCAGCGGCGCUUUGACCUCUUCGACUUCUGCUACCACCUGCUGAAGGUGCAGAGGCAGGAUGGGAAAGAUGAAAUCAUAAAAAACGUGCCCUUGAAGAAGAUGGCGGACAGGAUCAGGAAGUAUCAGAUCCUGAACAACGAGAUCUUUGCCAUCCUGAACAAGUACAUGAAGUCGGUGGAAACAGACAGUUCCACGGUGGAGCACGUGCGCUGCUUCCAGCCCCCCAUCCACCAGUCGCUGGCCACCACCUGCUAGUGUGGACACGGACCCUGCACGGGGUGGGAAGGGAGCAGGGACUGAACCCAGACCAGCUGGGAGGGGUAAACUCGGUGGUGUGAGGCCUGCCAAGGGAGUGAGGCUGGGUCUGCCUCUCCACACGAGGACACACCGUCCCCUCGCCCCGCUGGAGUGCAUGUUCCUCUGUACCAUCCCUGUGAUCGGUUUUACUCGUAGCUUUCGGACUUGAGGGGGGGUGGGGGUGGGUGGGCAAAAUGUGCUUUUCUUCCAUGAAGUGGUCCAGUUUUCCCUGUGAUUCACCCAGUCCACACAUCUCUCUGAAGCCAUACUGCAGCCUCAGGUGGGAGAGCUCCACGCUCCCACAGCGCCAGGAACCCGCUCCCACUGCAGAAACAGUGGGACAAAUCAACACCCCUGUGACAUGUGCCACCAGCCAAGGAGCAGGAGGGGCUGAAGACAAGUCCCUGAUCCACUCUUUGAGGGGAAGAAGGGAUGAAGGCAGGAUGUCACCCAUGGCAGUGCCCUGAGGAGCAAGUGCUGGGUGCAGAGGAGCCCCGCCAGACUGGUUGUGGAUGGAUGUCUCAUCCAGCUUUGUGCUCUCUGCUUGUCCUUGGCCUUUCCAGCAGUUGUUUUCAUGAGCUUUGGCAUGUGGGCUUGAGGAUAGCAAUGAGGCAGUCACCAGAUAACUCCUCAGCACUUCAGAGAGCUGGGGAAACAGAAAACAGCCUGGCUUUUUCCAUGCUAUGGGACGUCCACUUAUUUUUAAGCAGAAGUUCUCCCCUGAAGACAUGUCCCCUUCCAUGUGUCUGGUUUAUUUUCCAAUAAACCAGAUUUCCUGUGGACUACAGAAGAGGCUGCAUUCAUGUGAAUGUGCUCUCAAACAUAUUAAUUUGGGUGGAAAUAAUCACUGGUGCUGACAGGAUGCAGGUAGAGUUACCUUGAACAUGUGGGAUCUUUGUUCUUCAGCCAAGGGUGAGAGCAGGGUGUGUAAUGUGUGUGUUCUGGGAUGCUAUUUUCCCUUGGUUUAGACAAAUUCCUAGUGGCACAGCAAACAAAUGCCUUUCUCCAGAGAAUGGUGACUACCAGCAGGGCUUAGGAAAUUUCCCAUAACUCAGAAAUCAUGUGAUUGUUUAGGAAAGGUAAAAUAUAGGAUAAGUUUUAAAAAAUACCCAGAAUUUUCCAAGUUCAGACAUGUUAGAGAGAACACUGGAGUCUGUUGCCUUUUCCCACUCAGCUAAUCUAAGAUCCCUGGAUAUUGAGAACAGAUUCAGGUGGAACUUCAAGGAGGAUUUCAUAACUCCUGGUCUAACCUGCUUCUAACCCUCAGCAGAGUCAUUGGAGUGAUACAAAAGCCAGUGCUUGAUGUGAAAGGAGAUCAAACCAUGUGCUCCAAGAGAAAAUGAUGCCAGCCUCACAACUGGCAGUGUUUCCUCAGCUCUAGCCUGGCCACAGCAAAAAUUGCUGUAUCCAGAUGUGAUAAUAUAUAUUUGUUCCAUGCAUUUCAUUAUGCUUUGUAAACUGCAUGCUGUUACAGAUGUUAAAAAGGCAGAGCCUGGGCAUUUAUUCUCUCAGAGGGAGCAUAUAAUUAAUUAGUAGAAAUAUCUGAGCUGGAGUUUUUGUCUUCAGAAACAAUAGCCAGCACACUACUGCUGGCAAGAGGAGAUCUUGGUGUGUGGCAUGAACUUGUGCUCCCAGACUCUCAUCACCUACUCCCUUGAUAAUCAAUAAUCAAUAAUCAAUACCCUGCAUGUGACAAGUGCUGGGCAUUUUCACGCCUUGAGUUUCAUUUUGUUACUGAGACAGGCCUUUUCAGCUGCAGGGAGGAAAUUGUGCAGCACAGUAACCUGAAAGUAAAAUGAAAUCUCAGGAAGUCUGGCUGAAAUCUUGGAGUGGCAGGGAAGGAGCCAGCCCAGCAAGGCGAGUUCUUUCCUCUGUGUCAUGAGGAAGAGCAGCACAAGAGCUUCUGGAGCUUGCUCUCUACUUACUCUUCCUCUAAGGAUGUCAGUUCUGCCAUUCCAUCGUGAUCCAACACUUCUACACUACUGGAGUGAGGGAAUCUAGAGUUAUAUAUUUUUAAAAGGAAGAGAAGAAUCAAGAACUUUAUUUUUUGUGGAAAACAAAAAUAAAGGAAGGAUAAUGCAAGGAAGAUAGAUCCGACCAAGAUCCUAUUUUUCCUGACCUAAAUAGCAAGUGCUUGUUAUUUUGGUAUCAAAGUCUUGCUGAAAAGUUGGCACAAGUCCCUGUCUGGCUUUCAGAGCCACCUCUAGGCACAGCACAAAUUAAGUGUCCUAUUACAUCUGACAAGCUAUGGAAUGCUGGAGUCUUCUUGGAAACCAGCAUGUACCAGAAGUUGCUACAAAAGAAUGAACUGUACCAAAUGGCUCAGUCUCAGCUACCUAGACAAAAAUGGGAUGUAGUAAGGUGAAUUUAAAUCCCUCUUUUCAUCAGUUUAGGUCUGGAGUGAGUCAUGAGAUAUUUCACCUAAUAAUCUGUAAAUCUGUUUGCAUUCUUUUCCUGUAGUUUUGCCAUAAUUCCCUGCAAGCCUGCAAAACACACUUGCACUGGAAGUUUGUUGUACUUGUACAGGCUGUACUUGAAAGAACAAGUAGUUGAAAUCUAUUUGUUGCCCUCAGAUUUGCUAGCAAAAAUGUCAAAUCCCUCCAGAUUCCAAGGGAUUAAAUGUUUUGAGCAAAAUGUCAAAGUGCAUGAACAAAAUGUAAAGUGUUUUGACUGUAGAGUGUAUGCAGAUCUUUUGCUUGUUGCUCAAGUAGUAUGAGAUAUCAGCUAGUAAUAAUCACAGUCUUAAUUUCUGAGAUUUGACGUUACUGUCCUUUGAUUAUCUCAAGGAUUCAGAUACUCCUUAGCUUCAGUUUUCUCACCCUCUUUGUCUGUAAAUGAGAAAGGUCCAGGCUUAGGUCUUUAAACAACUUCAUGAAAAUGGAUUUUUUUUCCUCCCAUGCUUUUUUAAAUGUCAUAAUUGUUAAUGGAAAUAGGGAGCAGAUUUGUAAGAGUAGGGCUAAAUAGUAACAGAUUGCCAGGGGUUCAGGGAUAUUCCUCACACUUGCAGACUUUCUGCCAAGUUUGGGAGUCUUCCUUGCAGUUGUGCUUCAGUCCUGUAUUUUUCAGUCUUUUAUAAUCAGCAGACUUCUAAUGUUGUUUUCUUAGGGAAAUGUUGACCCCUGUCUGAACCCUCCCAAGUCCACUGACAAUGGAAUUGCUUUUUAUUAUCUAUCUUUUCCUGCUUAUGCUAAAGUAGUCUGCAACUGCCCAGCACUCACCAGCCACCACUUGGAAUGUCUACUCCAAAGUCAAGCUGUUGGCUCCAAACAGGAAUUACAGGGAGGAGAAAGGAUGGCCUGUGUCAUGCAUGAAGUCAGACUGGGUUAUUUUAAUGUUCCCUCUGGCUUUGCCAUUAUGAAAUGUGACUGUUGGCAGUGCACAUGCUUUUCUGGGAUGAUGCUACACUUGACUUGCAAUGCUACAAUAGAAUGGGGAAGCAAACUAGAUGAAAUUCAGCACUUCAGUGGUUUUCCUUUUAAAUUCUGACAGCACUUAGUAGCACUGAACCACAUUAGUCCUUUUCCUCCUGCAUUACUCCAGUCCAGUGGGUUCAUGUGUAUUGGAGAACAAAAGAGAAAAUAAUCAAAGGUGUAAAAAACCAAGAAAAUAUUCUCAAAAACUGUUGUCAAAUGUACCAUAUUUGUAUGAAAAGCUGCUUGAGUUAUUUUGUACAAUGAAUUUUAUUUAUGGUGAGGUAUAUUUACGCUUGUGAUCUGAUACAGUGUUAAAUUUUUGAUCCAUAUUUGCUAUGCAGCUGAAGAUGAUAUUUUUGUUUUGUAUUAUUAUUUUUUGCUGUUGUUCUAAAAUUCAGCCAACAGAAGCUUCCAUCUCCAUUAGAAGUGCUUCUGCAAGAGUAAAGCAUCUGAUACCUGGUGAUAUGUCCCGUAACACAGCAACCAACAAUGUGUACAACAAAUGUGGGAUGACUUUUGUGAUGAAGAAAAAUAAAGAUUGGGCUCAUUCAUGAAAUGGGCAGAAUUUA